This is a messenger RNA of Harpegnathos saltator (Jerdon's jumping ant), 2174 nucleotides long. RefSeq lists its product as uncharacterized. Bases 686 to 1546 code for a protein of 286 amino acids. NCBI's taxonomy places the organism in Eukaryota, Metazoa, Arthropoda, Insecta, Hymenoptera, Formicidae. The record is from RefSeq and is a predicted model, not a curated record. The transcript is spliced from 5 exons.
UCGAAAAUUAAAUAUCAUGCUCUUCUGAUUUGAACAAACUUCACUCUGGAGGACAAGCUAAUAAUUACCGCAACAAUUGGCACAAGAUAGAUCUAUCGCUGCUAAAGAAGCCUGAAAUCGUGACGACGGGCAAGGGGGGCAAGGGUCUCCUCCCGCCGCCGGCGAGUCGCACGCGCGCGUCUCAACGGCGCACUUUUGCAGCCGAUCUCUCUUUCGCGCGCCGCCAGCAAUCGAGGGGUUAACCGGCCGCGUCGGCCGGCCUACGUCGGCGUUUUUUACGGCGGAUCUUCCGAGCGUCUUCGUCGGAUCAUCGGAUUGACUUAAUUCGCUCGUGCCGGCGGGCAUCGGCGGCGAAGCCGCCGCGCGUAUAAAAGGAGCGUAGUGGAACGCGAUCCGGAGCAGUGUAGCACGACGUAUGUGUCCGGUGUCUCGCGGCGACAUCCUCUCUCUCUCUCUCUCUCUCUCUCUCUCUCGAACGGGCGAGUGAACAACGAGCGAUCGAUCUCGCGUAACGCGCCGUUACGUUGCGUUACGUCGUCGCGUACCCGCGUGGUUACGUGUGUAUUCGUGGGGAUCCGGGGGGGGGGCCCUCCCGACCGUUCCCCGUCGAGCGAGCGAGCUACCUACUAGCGCGGGUGAGAUCACGAUCGCUCUCGGUCCGCUGGCCCGCGACGCCCUAUAAAAGAUGUCGCAGCCGGAACAGGGCGGCAGUGCGCAGUGCGAGAAGGACAUGUCGACGUCCAAGAGCAGCUCGAUGUUGCGUCUGAAUCAGGAAGGCCGUCGCGGCUCCGCCGACUGGCAAGACCACGACACCGACUCGGAGGUCAGCGAGAACGACUUCCUCACCAAGGGCGCCUUCCUGCUCACCCCGAGCCAUGAGCUGAGCAUGGAGAAGGCCGCCACCAUUUGCGAGAAGAUGAACUUCCGGGGCGCAUUUUCUCUGACGAAAACCGCCACCGGAAUUCUCUUCAAGUUCAGCAAUAUCGACGACUACCAGGCGGUGUUUAAAAAGGGUUUUCACAAAGUGACGGGCGCUCGCUUUUACAAGAAGGUCGCUAUACCGUGUAGACCGGCAAAGAUCUUCACCGUCUACGUGCUGGACGUGCCCGAGGAACUGCCGGAGGACGAUAUUAGGCAUGCUCUCUACAAAUAUCGAUCUAUCGUCGAAGUAACCAGGCUACCCCUGAAUACGGGAACUGUUUUGAAGGCCAUCAAUGACAAGCUAAAGAGCGACGCGCAGAAUCUGAACGAGCCGGCGACGAUUUAUACGGGGCCACCCGUUAUAAGGGUUACCCUGGCCAGCGUGGAGGAGACCUCGAUGCUGCUGAGCCGUGGUUUGGAUUUUUAUGGGGCCACAUAUUUCCCCACCGAAACGCCCCAUCCAGCCGCUCAACCCCUCGCCAAAUACAAAAACAACAGAUGGAUCGAGCUGGCGUCGAUCGGCGCGGGACAAAGAGUGAGGGACCUACUUCCGGUCUUUGACAACGCGGGCUUCAACAAAUUGCCACCUCCGGCGAGCCGUGUAAUAAAACCGCAAAGAAACUGACACGUCCCGCGUCCACCCCCCCUUCGAAUUCUUCGGCGGCCGGCGCGAUCGAUAGCGCGACGAAUUGAGGGAGGCCGUCGCGAGGACACGACGCGACCCGACACUACAAACGCAGAGAUAUUACUACCUCGAUCGAAAUUCCAACUGGUGACACGAGGAUGGAUCCAUCUUGGAUGAUUUCGACGCGAUUUCGACCCCCCGUCGGCCCCCCGGCGACGUCUGAGAAAGCGAAGAUAUCAUCCUAAAACAUCCCGUCGCGUUGUCAUUUCAUUGAGUCGGACGUGUACGACUGCUUAAAUUCACGCUCGAGGAGCACGAAAAAGUGUAUGCGAUCCGAUUUAUACACAUACUUUACACAAUUUUGCAAAAUUUAAGAUAAAGUUAAAUGAAGCGUUUGUGAACAACGACAACGCAACGGAUUAAACGAUUCACGCUCGUAUCAAUAAUCGUUGCUUGGGAAUUGUUGCACGUGAGUCACUCAGACUCGAAUUCAGGAUUAGAUCCGAGUUUCCCGAGUGAAAUCGCGAUUACAAAUACACGCGUGUAUCAAGCGAUUCAAGUGGAAAACUCACCUCCAACUCCAUAUUCAAAGCCGAGCAUAUCUCUCUCUCUCUCUCUCUCUCUCUCU